Molecule: messenger RNA, 2580 nt
Organism: Sapajus apella (tufted capuchin)
Lineage: Eukaryota; Metazoa; Chordata; Mammalia; Primates; Cebidae
Gene: SIRAL2
Product: family with sequence similarity 118 member A
Exons: 9
Coding region: 1124-2236 (370 amino acids)
Source: RefSeq, a predicted model, not a curated record
GCCUCCGAAGCCCCCUGGUCCCCUAGCUUCCUGGGGGGAGCCGUGAGUUCCAGUGUCCGAGCCCCCGAGCUGCCGUGCCGCCCACCCUGAGGCUCCUGCGACUGAUCUCGGCGCUGGGUUUCUCCACCACGGGGUCCCUGGAUCUGCGGGGCGCGGGUGCAGUGUUCCCAGGGCCGGAGAUAACUUAAGGCGGUAACAGCGCGCCGGACCGCGAUCUCCGGCGGACGUGGGCCGUGGUCCCUGCGCCUGCACGUGCGGGGCCGGGUUUAACUUUCAAUGCUCUGCUGAGACUCAGGGGGCCCCACAGGACAGUGUCCCGAGCACGGAGGAGGGAGCGAGUUAGGGCACAUGGGGGCGCUUUUAGGUUGUCUCCUCCUCUUAAUUUUUUCAUUCAAGGAACUAACUUUUUUUUUUUUUUUUGAAUGCCUGAUAAGCUCCAGGAAUUGACACUGGAGAUGACACAGUCCCUGCUGUCAGGACCUAGGGAACCGAGGCAUAAGGAAAGUAGGUCGUUUUAACCUGGAGGAGGAAGCUGUCGCCGCGCUGGACGGGAACCCUUCUGAGAAAGGACUGGAUUUCAGUAUGGCCAAGGGGAGGACUGGUGUUUGGAGCCAGUGCUGGUGCCGAGAAGGGCCAUACCCCAGCCCAGUGCUCUGCACCUCACAGAGUGCUAGUUGGCUUCCUGUGAAAAACCACCUCUGACUUCACUUUUUUGUGCUGCUUGCUGUGUUUUGCUCCUGUGAUAAGCCGUUUGUGUUCCUGUGCACUGGAAGUUCUUCUAGAGCGGUGUGGGAAGAGACCUCAAAACCCCCAGCAUGGAGCCCACGGAUCCCCCUCCUCCAUCUGUGCCCCUGCAUGUGUGUUUUCCUUCUGUGCUGUCCCAUGCAGAACAGCCAGAGUCUAACUAGCCUGAUGAGUCACAUGGGAUGAGGAAUGGUGGUUUAGGAUACAUUUUGGAUGUAUGUCAUUUGCGUGUGACAUUUUUCAGGUAUUCUAAUUUAAAUAAAGAUCCAGGACCUUUGAUUUUAAUUCUAGCCUUAACUCUCUUCCAGGGGAUGAAUACAAAUUUUAACCUAGGAAUUAGAAGUCACUUCUGACAAAUUUUUCUCUUUAGAAUUCACAGAUGGAUUCAGUGGAAAAGACAACAAAUAGAAGUGAACAAAAAUCCAGUAGAAAGUUUUUAAAAAGCCUCAUCCGGAAGCAGCCCCAGGAACUGCUCUUGGUUAUCGGGACUGGCGUCAGCGCAGCCGUGGCCCCAGGAAUCCCUGCCCUUUGCUCGUGGAGAAGCUGCAUCGAGGCCGUCAUUGAGGCUGCAGAGCAGCUGGAGGUGCUGCACCCCGGGGACGUUGCCGAGUUCCGGAGGAAAGUGACCAAGGAUCGCGACCUGUUGGUUGUUGCCCAUGAUCUGAUCCGGAAGAUGUCACCUCGCACAGGCGACACCAAGCCCAACUUCUUCCAGGACUGCCUGAUGGAGGUGUUUGACAGCCUGGAGCAGCACAUCCAGAACCCUCUGGUGCUGCAGUCGAUCCUCAGCCUGAUGGAGAGGGGCACCAUGGUCCUGACCACCAACUACGACAACCUGCUGGAGAUCUUUGGCCAGCAACAGAACAAGCCCAUGGAGUCUCUGGACUUGAAGGACAAGACCAAGGUCCUUCAGUGGGCGAGAGGUCAUAUCAAGUACGGUGUUCUUCACAUUCAUGGCCUCUACACAGACCCCUGUGGGAUGGUAUUGGAUCCAUCAGGAUAUAAAGAUGUCACUCAGGACCCGGAAGUCAUGGAAGUCCUCCAGAACUUAUACCGUACCAAGUCUUUUCUGUUUGUGGGCUGUGGAGAAACCCUUCGUGAUCAGAUAUUCCAGGCCCUCUUUCUUUACUCUGUACCGAAUAAGGUGGAUUUGGAGCACUACAUGCUUGUACUGAAGGAGAAUGAAGACCAUUUCUUUAAGCAUCAGGCAGAUAUGCUUUUGCACGGAAUCAAAGUUGUAUCCUACGGGGACUGUUUUGACUAUUUUCCAGGAUAUGUGCAAGACCUUGCCACUCAGAUCUGCAGACAGCGAAGCCCAGAUGCUGAUCGAGUGGACAGCACCACACUAUUGGGUAAUACAUGCCAGGACUGUGCAAAGAGGAAGUCAGAAGAGAAUGGAAUUGAAGUUUCAAAAAAACUCAGACAACCAGAUACUGGUAUUGUGUCUUUUUUUUUGUGGGGAGCUGCCUCAGAUGAUGCUGGAGGGUCUUGAAAUACUUAAAACCAGUAAAACUUGCAACUUGAAAACCAGCCUUCUGUAACCACAGUGCCAUGCCCAAACCAAGAGGAAUGUACGGAGAACUCCACGUGGAUCUCCGACUGCGAAACAGUCACAUACACCAAGAGAGCCACAUGGGUGUGUGGCCCUCAGGGCUGGGUGAGAGGGCUCCCGUGUGUUGAACCGUGCAGGAGGUGACACGGACACACUUCAGGUGGACUUUGCGAGGACUGAUGGACAGCUACCUCAGGGGCCAGAAUCAGUGGGAAGGGGUGGAAACUGGUGUUCCCGUUCCCAUCUGACAGGCUCACUUUUUCCUAAUAAAAGGGGAGAGUAAA